AUGUCAAUGUCAAUGUCAAAAUCUCAGGCUUUGCGCUUUCUUUUUGAACGUCAUUGUUUGUUGCGCACUUCUGGACCCGUUUUGCUAUCUGCUCCUACCAGCUCACUUCUUCCGUCUUUGAGAAACCACCCAUUGAACAUAAACCCACGCUUCUCAUCUUGGAGCCUAGGAGCAAACUCUUGCAGAUAUUCCAUGGUCCAUAGAAUACCGCCGAGCCACUCCUCCGAACGAGCACGCAAGAGAAGACGCAUAUCUACCACUGCCCCGCACGAGGGCGUGCCUGAAGCAAUGGAAAAUCCAGCGCAAACUCCGGCGCAAACCCCCCAGCCACUGGUCACCUUCCAGCUUACGCCUCUUGAGACGACUCUAAAGGAGCUCCUCCUCGAUGUCGCCCAGUACAUACACAAUCGAGCAAUCGCCACGGGAGCCAGCGAGGCUGAUACCCCACACAUGGUUUUGCGGUUUACUGGAGGUUGGGUGCGGGACAAGCUGCUGGGGGUUGACAGUCAUGACAUCGAUGUCGGGAUCAGUUCUAUGACGGGAUAUCAAUUUGGUAUGGCACUUAAGACGUAUCUUGACGAUCCCGAAAAUCUGGAAAAGUACAAACGAAACCACCCCAACGGAGAGCUGAAAGAGGCGAUUGUCAGUCUACAUAAAAUCGAAGCGAAUCCGGAGAAGUCGAAACACCUCGAAACUGUAACGACGAAGAUUUUUGGGUUGGAUAUUGACCUAGUCAAUCUACGCAAGGAAACAUAUACAGAUGAGAGCCGGAACCCACAGAUGGAGUUCGGUACGGCCGAAGAAGAUGCCAUGCGUCGUGAUGCGACAAUCAACGCGCUCUUCUACAAUUUGAACGAAUCUAAAGUGGAAGAUUUUACUGGAAGGGGUUUUGAAGACAUGAGGAACAAAAUCAUUCGCACUCCACUGGAACCAUAUCAGACAUUCAAAGAUGAUCCGUUGCGUGUGCUACGGUUGAUCCGUUUCGCAAGCCGGUUGGGAUACAACAUUGAUGCGAAUACACAACUAGCGAUGCAGAAUAGUGACAUCAGUACAGCUCUGAAGCAAAAAAUCAGCAAGGAACGCGUGGGGACUGAGCUGGAGAAGAUGCUCAAAGGGCCUGACCCUCGGGGUGCACUGCAUCUCAUUGACCAAAUUGGUUUGUAUCCUACGAUCUUUGCUAACAACCAAGACGAUGCCACUGCGGAUACAUCCUCGUGGUCCCUUGCCUACAACGCCCUUGAGACUCUAUUACAUCACGACGAAGCCUUGAAGCCGACGCUGGAGAAAGUACGCAAUUUUCUCAUCCGCGAUGCCCAAGAGACAUAUUAUGCAUGGAUAAUCACUGCAUUGGCACCCUGGUCGAGUGUGGCAGGGCGCGUAGCAAAGGGGCCAAAAGCGAAACCUCUCCCUCCUCGAUCGGUGGAAGUUGCCAGAGAUAGCCUCCGCUCUGACAACAAGACGCUCAGCGUUCUUGGCGAUGCGGCUACAAAUUGGAACUCUAUCAUUGAUGUUAAGUCAUCGCUUCUGGAGGGCCGCAUAGAGGGAACAGAUGCCGAAGUGCGACAACAAAUCGCACUGCACAUGAGGAGCUGGAAGAAAGACUGGAGGCUUUGCAUGGUCUUAGCCAUUCUGCAAGAAAUUAUGAAAGGAAGAGAGAUCUUGCCAGUGGCCCAAGAAUAUGAUCAACUCAUAUCGUAUAUUGUUAAGAAUGACCUGCAAGAUGUCUGUGAGAUGAAGCCCAUGGUCAAUGGAGCUGAAGUUAUGAAAGCGAUGGGUGCUAAGAACGGGCCAUGGCUAAGCAAAGCGCUAGAUCUGGUGAUCAAGUGGCAGCUUCUGCAUCCAGAAAUUACGGAGAAGGAAAAGGCUCUGGAGUAUGUGUUAUCUAGAAAGGAUGAGUUUGGUCUAUAG
Molecule: messenger RNA, 1908 nt
Organism: Aspergillus clavatus NRRL 1
Lineage: Eukaryota; Fungi; Ascomycota; Eurotiomycetes; Eurotiales; Aspergillaceae
Product: tRNA adenylyltransferase
Exons: 3
Coding region: 1-1908 (635 amino acids)
Biological process (GO): tRNA 3'-terminal CCA addition
Molecular function (GO): RNA binding; ATP:3'-cytidine-cytidine-tRNA adenylyltransferase activity
Source: RefSeq, a predicted model, not a curated record